Rhinolophus ferrumequinum (greater horseshoe bat) is the source of this 3187-nucleotide messenger RNA. RefSeq names its product calpain 12 (gene CAPN12). The coding region runs from base 1 to 2574 and encodes 857 amino acids. Gene Ontology annotation, molecular function: calcium ion binding; calcium-dependent cysteine-type endopeptidase activity. The transcript has 20 exons. The record is from RefSeq and is a predicted model, not a curated record. Gene Ontology annotation, cellular component: cytoplasm. Lineage: Eukaryota; Metazoa; Chordata; Mammalia; Chiroptera; Rhinolophidae. Gene Ontology annotation, biological process: proteolysis.
AUGGCGUGUGGCAGCGGGAAGGUCACCAUCCAGCUGGUGGAUGAGGCAGGACCUGGAGUUGGGGGCCCAAAGCCCUUUCGAGGCCAGAACUAUGAGGCAAUCCGAGCAGCCUGCCUGGAUGAAGGGAUCCUGUUCCGAGAUCCCUACUUCCCUGCUGGCCCUGAUGCCCUUGGCUAUGACCAGCUGGGGCCGGACUCGGAGAAGGCCAAAGGGGUGAAAUGGAUGAGGCCCCAUGAGUUUUGUGCUGAGCCCCAGUUCAUCUGUGAGGACAUGAGCCGGACAGACGUGUGUCAGGGGAGCCUGGGUAACUGUUGGUUUCUUGCGGCUGCUGCCUCCCUCACUCUGUACCCCCGACUCCUGUGCCGGGUGGUCCCUCCUGGACAGGAUUUCCGAGAUGGCUACGCAGGUGUCUUCCACUUCCAGCUCUGGCAGUUUGGCCACUGGGUGGACGUCGUGGUGGAUGACAAGCUGCCUGUGCGUGAGGGGAAGCUGAUGUUCGUGCGUUCAGAACAGCGGAAUGAGUUCUGGGCCCCCCUCCUGGAAAAGGCCUAUGCCAAGCUCCACGGUUCCUAUGAGGUGAUGCGAGGCGGUCACAUGAAUGAGGCUUUCGUGGACUUCACAGGCGGCGUGGGUGAGGUGCUCUACCUGAGGCAAGACACCCCAGGCCUUUUCGCGGCCCUGCGCCACGCCCUGGCCAAGGAAUCCCUCGUGGGCGCCACUGCCCUGAGUGAUCGGGGUGAGUACCGUACAGAAGACGGGCUGGUGAAGGGACAUGCGUAUUCAGUCACGGGCACACACAAGGUGUCGCUGGGCUUCACCAAGGUGCGGCUGCUGCGGCUGCGGAACCCAUGGGGCCGCGUGGAGUGGACCGGGGCCUGGAGCGACAGCUGCCCACGCUGGGACGCGCUUCCUACUGAGUGGCGAGAUGCCCUGCUGGUGAAGAAGGAGGACGGUGAGUUCUGGAUGGAGCUGCAGGACUUCCUCCACCACUUCAACACUGUCCAGAUCUGCUCGCUGAGCCCUGAGGUGCUGGGCCCCAGCCCUGCUGGAGGGGGCUGGCACGUCCAUAUCUUCCACGGCCGCUGGGUGCGAGGCUUCAACUCUGGCGGGAGCCAGACGACUUCCGAAACCUUCUGGACCAACCCCCAGUUCCGGCUGACACUGCUGGAGCCUGAUGAGGAGGAAGAGGACGAUGAGGAGGGGCCCUGGGGGGGCUGGGGGGCAGUAAGUGCACGGGGCCCUGCUCGAGGGGGCCGGGUUCCCAAGUGCACUGUCCUCCUGUCACUCAUCCAGCGAAACCGGCGUUGCCUGAGGGCUCGGGGCCUCACUUACCUCACCGUGUGCUUCCACGUGUUCCAGAUCCCAGAGGAGCUGCUGGGACUCUGGGACACCCCGUACAGUCGCGCGCUCCUGCCGAGACUGCUGCGCGCCGACCGCUCGCCCUUAAGCGCCCGCCGCGACGUGAGCCGCCGCUGCCGCCUGCGCCCCGGCCACUACCUGGUGGUGCCCAGCGUUGCCCAUGCCGGCGACGAGGCCGACUUCACGCUGCGCAUCUUCUCCGAGCGCCGCCACACCGCUGUGGAGAUCGACGACGUGAUCAGCGCGGAUCUGCACGCCCUCAGGGCCCCUUUGGUUCCCCUGGAGCUGGGGUUGGAGCGGCUGUUUCAGGAGCUGGCAGGAGAGGAGGAAGAACUCAAUGCCCGUCAGCUCGAGACCUUAUUAAGCAUUGCCCUGGAGCCUGCCAUGUCCCACACCCGGAACCCCAGAGAGAUUGGGCUCAGGACCUGUGAGCAGCUGCUACAGUAUUUUGGGCAUGGGCAAAGCCUGGCCUUGCAUCACUUCCAGCAGCUCUGGAGCCACCUCCAGGAGUGGCAGGCCAUAUUUGACAAGUUCGACCGGGACACCUCAGGAACCAUGAACUCCCACGAGCUGAGGUUGGCGCUGAAUGCCGCAGGUUUCCACCUCAACAACCAGCUGACCCAGGCCCUCACCAGCCGCUACCGGGACAGCCGUCUGCGUGUGGACUUUGAGCGCUUCGUGUCCUGUGUGGCCCAGCUCACCUUCAUCUUCCGCCACUGUAGCCAGCACCUGGAUGGGGGUGAGGGUGUCAUCUGCCUGACCCGCAGCCAGGUGAGCUUGGGCAGGAGGGAGAGGGUGGCGCAGGGCAGAUGUGGCAGGAGUCCCGGAGGCUUCUGCUUCAAUCCCGCUGUCUUCUCUCGCCCAGUGGAUGGAGGUGGCCACCUUCUCCUAGGAUCCUGGCACAGGAGCACCUGCAGCCAGAGGCAGGAGAGCUGCCAGGAGCCCUGCCUUUCCUUCUGCCAGCCUGGACCCGAGUUUAUUCCACAGCAAGAGGGGUCUGAGCAAAACCAGCUUCCUCCAACCCCUCCAGCUCGCUGCCUGGCACGGGGAGGCGGAUGCUCUGACGUGAAGCUGACAUUGAGAGCAUGGUCUCAGGAGCCGGCCUGUCUGGGGUUGGUUCUGACCCCACCACUCCCCAGCUGGGCAAGUCCCUGCACUUCCUUGUGCUUUGCUCGCCUCAUUUGGGAACAGCGAUGGUUACGGCACCUUUCUUAGGCAGGCUAUGUGAGUUAGUCAUCGUCACUCGCUUAGAACAGUGCCUGGCCUACACUGGGACCCCAACAGCGGUCUUGGUUUUACACCCAUGGGAAUGGGGAUCAUGGCACGCCCAGGCCCCACCUCACUCUGGGAAUAGGUGCUCCAUCACUGCUCUGCUAAGAAGUAGAGAACAGAGAGAGGAGAAAAAGAGAGAACACUGUAGGACUCCUUCUUAAAAAUAUUACGUGUUUUAUUAUCCUGUCCCCAGAGGGGUGGUUUAUCCAGAAACCGAGAAAAAACAAUCAGAAUAAACUCAAAAAAGGGGUGGGUGUGGGAGAUAGGAGCAAACCCAGCAACUAACAGGCAGCCAGGCCAGCAGCCCACCCUCCCCCUCAGGAGGGUCCCCAGAGACCCAUGCCUGAUGACAGACAACAGGAAAAUCAGUAAAGGGCUGGGGGAGGGUAGCAAAUCAGCUAUGUCUUCAUUAUGAGAGCAAGAGGCGGCAAAGAUAUGUUGCUAGGUGAAUAUAUAUUUAUAUAAUAAAUCCGUAAGUUAAUAAAGUAAAUAGUAAUUCUCUGAAAGUUUUUAAUUCUUUUUUUAUAGUUUUUGUGAUUUUUUUUUUUUUUUUAAA